This is a messenger RNA of Musa acuminata subsp. malaccensis (wild Malaysian banana), 1855 nucleotides long. Lineage: Eukaryota; Viridiplantae; Streptophyta; Magnoliopsida; Zingiberales; Musaceae. The record is from RefSeq and is a predicted model, not a curated record.
ACCGGAAGAUUGCCAACGGGGAUUCCUCCUCGUCUCUCUCCGCCCCGCGAAUUUGGAUCGAGGUCUCGUGCCGAGGGCGUUGCAGAUGUCCUCAAAUCCCACCCACCACUUCCGGAGGAGCCACCGAAAAAAAGAAAUGUUUGUAGUUUGUUGACGAUAGAGCCUGGAUUAUGCCUGGAGAUUUGAGGCUGUCGAGGAGAAUCGAAGGUAACUCGAGUGGUGUUCUACGAAAUGAGCUGCUUUCCUUGUUUUUCGAGGAAGAGCGCCGCAGAGGAGGAUCUAUCUCCGGUCGCACGCGUCGUUAAGGACAAUGAACUGACAGAAAAGCCCGGGCAUCCGACACAAAAGGCCUCGGUGGAAGAAGCUCAACAGGAUGCUGGAAAUGGAAGUAUUGCAGCACAGACAUUUACAUUCCGUGAGCUUGCUUCGGCUACCAAGAACUUUCGACCCGAAUUCCUCUUGGGUGAAGAAGGGUUCGGAAGAGUUUACAAGGGCUGCCUCGAGAAUAAUGGCCAGACUGUAGCUGUUAAACAACUAGACAGGAAUGGGUACCAAGGCCAAGAUUUUCUUGCUGAAGUAAAGGCGCUGAGUCUCCUCCAACAUCAAAAUCUAAUCAAGCUUAUCGGAUACUGCGCCGAUGGUGAUCAAAGACUCUUGGUCUAUGAGUAUAUGCCUACGGGCUCUUUGGAAGACCAUUUGCAUGGUACCUCAGCUGAUCAGAAACCUAUAAGCUGGUAUACUAGGAUGAAGAUAGCAUAUGGCACCGCUCAAGGUCUAGAGUUUUUGCACGAGAAGGCCGACCCGCCUGUGAUCUACCGUGAGCUUAAACCAUCCACCAUUCUGCUUGACGAAGAUUUCAACCCAAAACUCUCUGAUAUUGGGCUUGCAAAGGGGGACAAAGUCCAUGUAUCGUCGAUGGUGAUGGACACCAAUGGCUACAGUUCACCUGAAUACACGAGAACAGGUCAGCUUACCUUGAAGUCAGACGUCUACAGUUUUGGAGUCGUGAUGCUCGAGUUGAUCACGGGGAAGAGUGUCAUGGACACGAAUGAACCGAACCUUGUUGCUUGGGCGAUGCCGAUGUUCAGAGACCAGAAAAGGUUCCCGGAGCUCGUCGAUCCACUUCUGCAAGGGGAGUAUCCAUCAAAAGGCUUGAGCCAAGCGGUGGCCGUCGCCGCGAUGUGUCUCCAAGAAGAGGCUUCGGUGCGCCCGUUAAUGGCUGAUGUAGUCAUGACGCUAAGCUUUCUUACGACAGAGUCGGCCGGCCCUCAAGUAGACUCUGCUCCGGCACCCAAUUCACCACCACCGGAAGAAAGAAUGGAUUGAUGCGGCGGAAGCAGAUGAGGAUGAGUGAGUGAGGACUACGACUGUCGAGUUGCGGUGGCCAUGGAGUGGUGUUCUUCUUCGAAAUCAACACAUCAAAGGGAAUAAUCCUACCAUGAGGAGUGAGGCCUUGUGGGAUGGGUUUACCGAGCUUGUUGUUACUUGUCUGUGUGUUUGACUCUCUCUAAUCACCACACAGCAUGAGAGCGUAUAAGAUUUCAGGAUAUGUGUCGAAAAGUCUGCAAUGAUCUUGAAUUAACAUAAGGCGUGUGUGUUUACUCAUGUCUAUAAGAAUAAAUUCAUGAAGAGAUACUUCUAUUAGGCCACCUGUGAGUGGCCGUAAGAGAAAAAGGAGGAUAUGAACUGUGAUCUCAGCUAGUUCUAUAUGCAAUCCUAGAUUGGCCUUCUCCGAUCAACUUGAAUAGUUGCAUGUUGGCAUCGCAUGUUGAUCACAAUAGGCAAAUAGAUUAAAGGAUUAUUAUAUAUAUUGGGUUUUUGACUCUUGAUCUCAAUAAUUUUCACUCCAAGUAAA